This is a messenger RNA of Cucurbita maxima (winter squash), 1266 nucleotides long. Its product is annotated as NAC domain-containing protein 96-like. The transcript is spliced from 5 exons. Lineage: Eukaryota; Viridiplantae; Streptophyta; Magnoliopsida; Cucurbitales; Cucurbitaceae. Gene Ontology annotation, molecular function: DNA binding. The record is from RefSeq and is a predicted model, not a curated record. Gene Ontology annotation, biological process: regulation of DNA-templated transcription. Bases 349 to 858 code for a protein of 169 amino acids.
CAAUGGACCAAAUAGCAAUUUUGCCUCUUAGAACGUGUAGAGAACAAAAAUUGGAGAAAAAUUAUUGUGAUCCGUACAUGAAAUAAUGAGCUCAGUGUUAUUAACAUCUAGUACAAAGAAAUAGCGAAUUCAAAGCUGUUGGAGUGUAGUGCGAAGACUUGUGCCAUGGCAGCACCUAAAUUUAAUUAUGCGUACCUUGUAGGAAAGUGGUCUCCCUUGACAACUUAAACACCUCACCCCACCCAGUCAAUGCAAGUCCUCCUUGCUUCUGCUCCUGCUCCUGCUCCUGCUCCGUUGUUAUAGUUAUAAACAUCCACCACCAACUCCGACGCCCUUCCUACCAAAUCCAUGGCCACCACCGCUGAAUUUUCGUAUCUUUCUUCAUUGCCGGCUGGUUUUGUUUUCCGUCCCACGGAGGAGCAGCUCAUUACCCACUACCUGAAGAACAAGAAUGAUGGCAACGAGUCUGUUGUUAGUUUUAUCAAGGAGAUUGAUCUGUACAAGUUCGAACCCGAGCAACUCCCAGACAAAUCGUUCAUCCCGUCUGAUAAUUUUGAGUGGUUUUUCUUCCGGGCCAACACCUUGGACAUUGAAAGAACCACGGGUACUGGCAGCUGGAAAUCCACCGGUGAACCCCGCCCAAUCAAGGCUCGAGGAGCCAAUGAAGUGAUCGGAAGUAGAGAAAUCUUCGUGUUCCAUCGAGGGCGGGGAGCCAAGGGUGUAAAGACCAAUUGGGUGAUCGAGUAUAGGCUUCACCCAGACACUAAAAUCCCUUCCCAGCACCCAUUCCUCAUUUUUAAAUUGAAGGAUAACAAUGCAGAUGGAGAGAAGAAAAUCACACAGAAGCCUCGAGCUUGAACUUCUGAAAAUCCAGAUAAUGCCAUACAGAACUUCUGAAAAUACUGCGUAGAGUGCUCAGACGUGUAAAGGUAUACGAAGAAAGUAAACCACAAAACGCCCCAUUGCCGAGGAAACCCGGAAGUACAAAUGUGACCCCAUCCAAGCUUCAAGGGGAUAACACACGUACACAACUUGUGAACCAACCCCAGCCAUCUACCAAGCGCAUUCACCACAACUCCAGUCAACACCCACUGGUCUGUUUUGCGAAAGCAUUGCUAGGUAUCGUGAUGUUAGUAAUGUUUGCCUGAGACAUGGUGCUAUACCGACUCAGGCGCUAAAUAUUAGCAUGAAGCAUUGUCUCAAUCUCGGCUUAAGCUUUUUCAUAUCAUGUAUCUAUCUUCUGCCUCACAGGUCUUGUAUUGAUUA